This is a messenger RNA of Periophthalmus magnuspinnatus, 1965 nucleotides long. It is a transcript of the gene ppp2r3c, whose product is annotated as protein phosphatase 2, regulatory subunit B'', gamma. The transcript has 13 exons. The coding region runs from base 316 to 1689 and encodes 457 amino acids. Gene Ontology annotation, biological process: positive regulation of B cell differentiation; regulation of dephosphorylation; T cell homeostasis. The record is from RefSeq and is a predicted model, not a curated record. Gene Ontology annotation, cellular component: spindle; centrosome. NCBI's taxonomy places the organism in Eukaryota, Metazoa, Chordata, Actinopteri, Gobiiformes, Gobiidae.
GACGUCAUCAACAUUUGACAGGAGAAUAAAGUUUCAGUCACUUACGGAUGUAAACAAAAGUAGCGUUAAGCUAGUCACCUUGAAUAUCUUGACUGGUGAACUCUUUCUGUCAGUAGAUUGCCGUCGAGUUUAAAAAUGUUUUACGUGUAAACUCUCACUUCAGCUAAUGGCUCUUUUAUGCUGAAGGACCGAGCGAAAACAAUAUCCUGGUUCCGUUUUCAGUUGGUCUCCUUUUCCGUAGCGUAGUUGACAAAUACAAAACUAUUUUUGUCUGUAUUUCACAUAUAUUAUACGCGUUACAACGUUUUUGAAACUAUGGAAAAUGAAAAAAGAGAUCACUGGUCCGAGGUAUUAAAAAGGAGGCUGCAAAAUAGUACCAAAGAUGAAAGAAGCGAGGAGGAAAAGAAAACAGAAGAAACUGAGCUCUUCACAAAGUAUUACACAGAGUGGAGGGGAGGAGGCGACAAAGACACAUCCUACAAUAACAUCCCACGGUUUUACUACAGACUUCCAGCAGAAGACGAGAUACUGCUGCAAAAGUUGAGAGAGGAAUCCAGGGCUGUGUUUCUGCAAAGGAAGAGUAGAGAACUGCUGGAUAAUGAGGAACUUCAGAAUCUUUGGUUUCUUCUUGAUAAGCACCAGGUUCCUCCAAUAACAGGAGAGGAGGCCAUGAUCAGUUAUGAAGCCUAUCUACAAGUGGGCGAGAAAGCUGGGCCCAAGUGCAAAAAGUUUUUCACUGCCCGAGUUUAUGCCAAGCUGCUUCACAAUGACCCUUAUGGGAGAAUCUCUAUCAUGCAGUUCUUUAACUACGUCAUGAGGAAAGUGUGGUUACAUCAGACCAGGAUAGGUCUAAGCCUAUAUGAUGUAGCAGGGCAGGGAUAUCUCAGAGAGUCUGAUCUGGAGAACUAUAUCUUGGAAUUGAUCCCCACUCUACCUCAGCUCGAUGGAUUGGAAAAAUCAUUUUAUUCUUUCUAUGUUUGCACUGCUGUCCGCAAGUUUUUUUUCUUCCUUGAUCCUCUGCGAACAGGAAAGAUAAAAAUCCAGGACAUCUUGGCAUGUAGUUUUUUGGAUGACUUGUUAGAGUUGAGAGAUGAAGAACUGUCAAAAGAGAGUCAGGAGUCAAACUGGUUUUCAGCUCCAUCUGCCCUAAGAGUUUACGGCCAGUAUCUUAAUUUGGAUAAAGACCACAAUGGCAUGUUAAGCAAAGAAGAGCUUUCUCGUUAUGGAACAGCCACUUUGACGUCAGUCUUCCUUGACCGGGUUUUUCAGGAGUGCCUCACAUAUGAUGGAGAAAUGGACUAUAAGACAUAUUUAGACUUUGUUUUGGCCCUGGAAAACCGAAAAGAGCCAGCUGCAUUACAAUACAUUUUUAAACUUUUGGAUAUGGAGAACCAGGGAUAUCUCAAUGUCUUCUCACUCAACUAUUUUUUCAGGGCUAUACAAGAGCAGAUGAAAGUUCAUGGUCAAGAACCUGUGCCUUUUCAAGAUGUCAAGGAUGAGAUCUUUGACAUGGUGAAGCCCAAAGAUCCAUAUAAAAUCACCUUGCAGGACUUGGUGAACUGCUGUCAGGGGGAUACUGUUGUUAGUAUCCUGAUAGACCUAAAUGGCUUUUGGACUUAUGAAAACAGAGAAGUGCUGGUUGCCAAUGACAAUAAUAGUAGCAACACGGGUGACGUCGAUGACACCUGAAGUAAUGUAGAUAUUUGUGAAAGCUGUUGGACUUCUUCUCCAGAAACUUUUUACAAGUCUUAAUAGACCAUUCCUACAUAUUUAUUGUUAAAUUGUUACGUCUUUUACAUGUUUGCAUUUAAAAUGUUAAGACAGCUUUCUGUAAGUUUAAUCAACAGCAAAAAAUGAAAGCAAACAAAUCUAAAAUGUAUUUUUUUUUUUUUUAUUAAGACACAAAAUAAAUAUUUACUAUGUACAGGUCAAUGUAAAAUAGUUAAAUAAAAAGGUUUGCUUCCA